Molecule: messenger RNA, 3918 nt
Organism: Penicillium argentinense
Lineage: Eukaryota; Fungi; Ascomycota; Eurotiomycetes; Eurotiales; Aspergillaceae
Product: RNA dependent RNA polymerase
Exons: 4
Coding region: 1-3918 (1305 amino acids)
Biological process (GO): siRNA processing
Cellular component (GO): nuclear RNA-directed RNA polymerase complex
Molecular function (GO): RNA-directed RNA polymerase activity
Source: RefSeq, a predicted model, not a curated record
AUGGCAGACCGUGCUCAGAUCUUCUCGGCAGAUGCCGCGGAGAUGCCUGUGAUUCAAACAUGGAGAAUCUGGGAGUCUCUAGCCCUCCACAUCUUCAACAUCCCCCGUGAGACAAGCACCUUCAUCCUCUGGAAGAAUUUGGAGAAAGAGGGAUACUUGAUCUCGAUUGACAUCUACCGACGGAAUGAAGCCGAUACUUACGUUCACGGGAAGGUUCGAUUCAAGCCACCACCUACCUCGAAUUUCUGGGAAAACGGCCCCUACCCGAUCACGUUGCGCAAUGGCACCAAAGUACCUCUCCGUUUUCAGCUCGACAGCCCUGGGAGUAACCUGGAUCUCGUCGCCUUGAAGCUCGAAGUCUGUGUAUUGACCGGUCAAAAUUCCAUUUUCCCGAUGCGGAGUUUCGAGACCUCCCCCAAAAUGACCAUCGAUGUGCGGCGGCGCGAAGUAAAUUUGAAAUUCACGACCGCUAUUCUCGACCGGAGGAACACCACCACGAUCGAUCUGCAAGAGUCUCAGAGUGUCUUCAGGGCCACAAUUCAAUUCCUCCAGUUGAAAAAAGUAUGGAAAACCACCAAUCCCGAGACGAAGUGCGUGUCGUUCUUAUUCAUCUUGGACACGCCGGCACGAUACUACCGUCGCCUGAAAGAUAUCUCUCAUACCUUUAUAGGGCAGGACUCGUGGAGAGAGUAUGACAUAUGGACUCGACAGACGGCACUGGUCCACAAUCCUUGGACUCUGGAUAGACAGAGAACGAAUUUGCGUCGAACCGGCCACAUCGUGGAUAUUGGUCGCUGGAAUGUAUUUCGAAUCACAUUUCCUUCUGAAGAGAUUAAAAAAGGAGCGGCAGUCUUGAUGUACCAAAUCUUUGGUGACCACAACAUCCAGGUUGAAGAUGGGAGCCACUUCACUCAGAGUUCUACUCGUCCGACAUCGAUCUGGGACUGGAUCGACCGCUCGGAGGGCCAGCAGACUAAGUCAAAUUCUGAGGAGCUCGCUGGCCUCGCAGACCCGAACUUCGUCGACUUGGACCCCCUCGUUCGUUAUCAGUUAGAGGUUUGUAUCUCCCAUGGUCGGCUCUCGGAAUUCACCACGACUCGCCGAUUUGCGCGAGCUUUGCGAGACCUUGGACCUGAGAAAGGCAGGAAUCUGCUCGAGCAAGUGGCUACAGAAAGGACCAGCUACAUAAACCCCCUGGAUAUAUUCAAGAUUCAGGGCUACAGGGGCGCCAGGGACACAAAGAUCCCUACGUAUUGCUGCUACAUGCGGACAGCGCGGGUAACUCCAAGCACGGUGUACUACAAUACCCCGACAGUUGAUACUUCCAACCGGAUCACUCGCCGCUACCUGGAACAUUCAGACCGCUUCCUUCGUGUUCGCUUCACUGACGAAAAGUAUCUGGGCCGCAUCGGAUCCAGCGUGAGUGAUUCGAACGACGAAGUCUACACCCGGGUCAAAAGAACGCUGGCCAACGGGAUCACAAUUGGUGAUCGCCAUUAUGAAUUCCUUGCCUUUGGAAACUCUCAAUUUCGUGAGCAUGGUGCAUACUUUUUUGCGCCUCAUCCGGAGCUUCGCGAUGUGACCGCUGCUAGCAUUCGCGCUUGGAUGGGCCAAUUCAGCCACAUCCGAAAUAUCGCCAAGUAUGCGGCUCGAUUGGGACAAAGCUUCUCUACAACUCGGGCUGUCGAGGGAAGCUCCUCUGUUGUCCGAAAAAUUGAGGAUAUCUCCCAUCAUGGAUGCGUGUUCUCUGAUGGCGUCGGCAAGGUCUCGAACUUCUUGGUAUCAAUCAUCUCGCAGGACCUGAAGUUAAACGACCCAAAUGGUCAGCCACCUUCAGCCUUCCAAUUCCGACACGGUGGAUCCAAGGGAAUGCUGGUUGCAUCUUCAGAUCCUACCCGUUUUGAAAUUCAUAUUCGACCGAGUCAAACAAAGUACGAGACUGACAAUGGCCGGCUGGAGAUCAUUCGCGCCUCUCAUUUUUCUAUCGCAACUUUGAACCGCCAGCUUAUCCUCGUCCUCUCUGCUCGGGGAAUUCGCGAUAACGUUUUUCAUCAAAAGCUCAUGGAGCUUUUGCGAAACUUUGAACAAGCUAUGAAGGAUGAUCAGCAGGCAAAGUUGAUGCUCCGAAAAUACGUGGACCCCAAUCAGAUGACACUUGCAUUGGCCCAGAUGGUGGAUGAUGGAUUCAGAAAAACAAAAGAGCCUUUUGUGUACUCUCUUCUGACAUUGUGGAGGACAUGGCACCUCAAGCUCCUCAAGGAAAAGGCAAAAAUUGCUAUCGACAAAGGUGCGGAUCUCCUGGGAUGCAUUGACGAGACUGGGAUCUUAAAGGGCCACAGCAACCAAAAGAUGGAAAGAAUAAAUUAUCUGAACGGGAAACAUAAGAUAGCAGCACUCCCACAGAUCUUUGUUCAAAUAACUCGUCCUGAAAACGGCUGGGCCCCCGAAGUCAUUACUGGCGUUUGUAUCGUGGCUCGCAAUCCCUCUCUUCAUCCAGGAGACAUCCGUGUCGUCAAUGCUGUCGAUGUGCCCGAGUUGAGACAUCUCCGCAACGUGAUCGUGUUUCCACAGACAGGUGACCAAGAUAUCCCUGGUAUGUGCUCUGGGGGCGACCUUGAUGGUGACGACUUUUUCAUCUUCUGGGACAAGGAUCUGAUUCCAUGGAACUGGGGCGUCGCGCCGAUGAGAUUCCGUUCCAAGAAAGCGCCGGACCUUGACCAUGAAGUCACAGUCGAUGAGAUCACUUCUUUCUUCGUCACUUACAUGAAACAUGACUGUCUCCCCAAGGUCGCUACUGCACAUAUGGCAUGGGCCGACAGGCUUCCAAGGGGAGUUGAAGAAACAAAAUGUCUCCGUCUGGCCCAGCUACACUCGGAUGCAGUCGAUUAUAACAAGACCGGAGGCGCAGCCCAUAUGACUCGCGAUCUGGAGCCUAACAUGUGGCCGCACUUUAUGGAAAAGAAUCACAAGCCCAAGAGCAUGAUCUACCACUCGAGGAAGAUCCUAGGCCAACUUUACGACAAGGUUCAAACGACAGACUUUUUUCCCAACCUGAGCAUGCCUUUCGACAACCGUAUUCUGGAAUGCAAGCUCAAGGAAGCCAGCGAAGAGUUCAUGGAAUAUGCAAAGAAUCUCAAAAAAGUGUACGAUGCCGCGAUGCGCCGCAUCAUGGCCCAAUACGAUAUCGCCACCGAAUUCGAGGUCUGGUCAACUUGGGUCUUGAGCCACAAUAACCUCAAUCGAGAUUACAACAUGCACGAGGAUCUCGGCCGGAUUGCAACUCUGCUCCGAAACGGCUUCCGCAAGGAGUGCUAUGAGAAGGUUGGUGGUCGCUUCGAAGCUGUUGCCCCCUUGGUCGUGGCCAUGUACCGCGUCACACAUGAAGCCAUCACGGAAGCCCUCACCAAGAAGGAUACGGAGCCUACCACUUUUGACGACGAUGACGAAUGGGGUGAAUCUCCUGACAACGGGGACCUAAGUCUAAGCAAGCUUCCUCUCAUCAGCUUCCCCUGGAUUUUCCACGAUUAUCUCGGCAAGAUUGCACAGGGCCACUACGACCUAAACAUGAUUGUGACUUCUGAAUCUACUGAAAAGAAAGAAAGUAGCAUUUCCAGAGUCUACAGUCAAGCGGAGAUUCAGCCAAUUCUUGCGGAAAUGACCCGGACUGGAGAGUCGAAAGAGAAGAACAAGAAGAAGGGGGUUCGCUGCCAGACGGCGCAUGAUGGUGACGAGUUGCCUUCGGCCGAUGAUCUGCAGACGGAGGCACCUAAGGUGAUGAUGGACGAUGACAGUGAUUCAGGCGUUGACGUCCAGGAUAAAGAAAGUUCCGAUGACCGGGCUGCUAAGGAGAUCGUGGAAACUGAACCUCCUCCAUCCGCCCUCGAUAAGCUGCUGGAAUUGCUUAACAGUGAAGAUUGA